GGUGGUGGCUGCGGCAGGGCUCUGUCCGCUAGCAGGUCGCCCGCGCCGCUCGUGCCUUCGGCGGGGAGCAGACCUAUCAUCCUCUGGCCCACACCACUCUUCUCAGAAAGGAUCUGCUUCGAGACUGGAAGCGGCGGCUGCUUUGAGGACCAGGUGGGACUUGCUGUGCACCAUCUGCAAAUGGUGCCACAGUAAAAUUUGGGGGGAAAAGAAAAUAGGCUUGCUCGUCUGAAAGCGGCGGACGUGCAGGGCGAGCUGCAUGGGAGGCCCAGUCGUCUGGUGGCUGCUUCCCGCGUCUCCCACCGGGAAACAGAGUCAGGUGAAGAGUCCAUGUUGAUCUUGGAAGCAGAAGGAUUCCAAAACGUUUCUACAGAGAACUUGGCCAUCUCCUUUUUGAUCUGAAGACCGGGGGACCAUGGAUAUCAUAGAGACCGCGAAACUUGAAGAACAUAUGGAAAAUCAAACCACCGACCCAGCAAACACGUACACGCAGCCGGCUGAACCCGCCGAAGAAGAAAACAAAAAUGGCAACGGAAAACCCAAGAGCUUAUCCAAUGGGCUGCGGAAGGGCACCCGAAAGUACCCAGACUAUAUCCAGAUUGCUAUGCCCACUGACUCGAGGAACAAGUUCCCCCUAGAGUGGUGGAAAACAGGCAUCGCUUUUGUGUAUGCGGUUUUCAACCUGGUCCUGACCACCGUCAUGAUCACAGUUGUACACGAGAGGGUCCCUCCCAAGGAGCUCAGCCCUCCGCUCCCAGACAAGUUUUUUGACUACAUUGAUCGGGUGAAGUGGGCAUUUUCUGUAUCAGAAAUAAACGGGAUUAUAUUAGUUGGAUUAUGGAUCACCCAGUGGCUGUUUCUGAGAUACAAGUCCAUCGUGGGACGUAGGUUCUUCUUUAUCAUCGGAACUUUAUACCUGUAUCGCUGUAUUACAAUGUACGUCACCACUCUGCCUGUGCCUGGGAUGCAUUUCCAGUGUGCUCCAAAGCUCAACGGGGACUCUCAGGCAAAAGUGCAGCGGAUCCUGCGGUUGAUUUCGGGGGGAGGAUUGUCCAUAACUGGGUCACACGUCUUGUGCGGAGACUUCCUCUUCAGUGGCCACACGGUUGUGCUGACGCUGACUUACUUGUUCAUCAAAGAAUAUUCGCCUCGUCACUUCUGGUGGUAUCACUUGGUCUGCAGGCUGCUGAGCGCCGCGGGGGUCAUCUGCAUUCUCGUCGCCCACGAGCACUACACUGUGGACGUCAUCGUGGCCUAUUACAUCACCACGCGGCUGUUCUGGUGGUACCACUCCAUGGCCAACGAGAAGAACCUGAAGGUCUCCUCACAGACCAACUUCCUGUCUCGUGCAUGGUGGUUCCCCAUCUUUUAUUUUUUUGAGAAAAACGUUCAAGGCUCAAUUCCUUGCUGCUUCUCCUGGCCACUCUCCUGGCCUCCUGGCUGCUUUAAAUCACCGUGCAAAAAGUAUUCACGGGUUCAGAAGACAGGGGAAGACAAUGAGAAAUCUACCUGAGGAGCCAAGCAAGGCAUCAGCCCUUACACCAAGAGGUAUCGCUGUAACCAAAGGUCUAGUUUUGUUUUAUUGUUUUUUUAAUUUUAGGAGAACUGACUAAAAUAGACAAAUAAGUGGACCAAACUUUGUGUGAAUGACUAGGAAGAUGAACCAAGUGCGACCCUUUGACUGGUUUUUUACUGCUCCCGAGAGUUGUAUUCUCCUAUGGCUCUUCAU
Messenger RNA from Molossus molossus (Pallas's mastiff bat), 1729 nucleotides. It is a transcript of the gene SGMS2, whose product is annotated as sphingomyelin synthase 2. Gene Ontology annotation, cellular component: Golgi membrane; endoplasmic reticulum membrane. Gene Ontology annotation, molecular function: sphingomyelin synthase activity; ceramide cholinephosphotransferase activity. The record is from RefSeq and is a predicted model, not a curated record. The transcript is spliced from 7 exons. NCBI's taxonomy places the organism in Eukaryota, Metazoa, Chordata, Mammalia, Chiroptera, Molossidae. Gene Ontology annotation, biological process: ceramide biosynthetic process; sphingomyelin biosynthetic process. The coding region runs from base 416 to 1513 and encodes 365 amino acids.